AUGGGCCUCAGACCUCACACCGCCUUUUCCCCCUGCACCCGGGCCGGCCCCCGGCGGGGACUCGAGAUGCUGCUGCUGCCGCUGCUCCUGACCACGCUGCUGCCCUUCACCAGCGGGGAAAGUAAGAGGAACUUGCCGCCUGCUUGCCUGCAGCUGUGGCUGCUUUUGUCGCUGGCUUUGGGAGAAGCCGGUAAGAAGUCCCUUGAACUUCGCUGCCUGUGUGUGAAGACAGUCUCUGGCAUUCAUCCCAGUAACAUCCAAAAUUUGGAGGUGAUGGGGGCAGGAGCGCACUGCAGCCAAGUGGAAGUGAUAGCCACCCUGAAGAAUGGGAAGGAAGUCUGCCUGGACCCCGAAGCUCCCGUAAUCAAAAAAAUAGUCCAGAAAAUUUUAGAAGAUGAUAGGCUAGCUAAUUAG
This is a messenger RNA of Sorex araneus (European shrew), 414 nucleotides long. Its product is annotated as platelet basic protein. Gene Ontology annotation, molecular function: chemokine activity; CXCR chemokine receptor binding. The record is from RefSeq and is a predicted model, not a curated record. The transcript has 3 exons. Lineage: Eukaryota; Metazoa; Chordata; Mammalia; Eulipotyphla; Soricidae. Gene Ontology annotation, biological process: cellular response to lipopolysaccharide; neutrophil chemotaxis; inflammatory response. The coding region runs from base 1 to 414 and encodes 137 amino acids. Gene Ontology annotation, cellular component: extracellular region.